Schistosoma bovis is the source of this 2266-nucleotide messenger RNA. The record is from the annotation of a GenBank genome assembly. Lineage: Eukaryota; Metazoa; Platyhelminthes; Trematoda; Strigeidida; Schistosomatidae.
AAUCGUUUACGUCUGGAGUUUCCUUUCUCUCACUGAGUAGUGAAUUACUGGAAUUCUCUACCGGAACAAGUAAUAUCAGCACCUUCCGAGGUUGGAUCUGCACAAUGUUACACACUGCAAGGAUUAAUAUAAGUCAACGCACCUACCCUUAUUACUGAGGUCUGGAGUCUCGGUUGAAGGCCGUUCUUGUCAAGGUCAGCCAAACAAUAAUGAUGGAUAGCAAAUCAGCUGGUUUUCGGUUGCCAGAUAUAUGGGAUGACGAUGAUGCUAUGUAUUCGCUUAUGCAACCUAUAAGGCGCUCUAAAGUUAUUGAUCCAGUCAAUUAUAAUGCUAAAAUCACAUUUUGGAAAAGGAUAUUGCUAUCUUAUGCAAAAGAUCACAAGGCAUUUGUAAUAUGUAAACAGUCACUUCAAAAGCUGUUUACUCGACACUUCCCUGUUGAAGGCAUAGAUUUAUACCCUCAAUCACUUGGAGAGGUUAUUUCUGAUUUGGUGUCUGAAGGUGUACUAGGACCAGUAACUCCAAACAGAAGUAUCUUAGGCAAUAUGUUUACGGCCUUCUCAUAUGUUGUACACAGGCCAAUAUCAUGGGCAUAUCACUAUUUAAUUGGUCAGCCAUCCUCUAAUCCAUUAGAGACUGAUACAUCGGGUCAGCAGUUUGUGUUCAGUCAGUUCGCUGAAAAUUCCGCUGUGGAAUUUUUGUCUUGGUUUCAUGACAAUUACCGUGACCAGAGGUUAUUACCACAUUCAGCUGUGUAUGACCUAGAGCUUUUUAACUCAGCCUUGUCAAACUUUUAUUCCCAUGUGGCCACUCGUGAAUACAUAUUUGAUUUAUUGAGUAAUAUCAAACACUGCGUUUCUGUGGAAACCACGCCUGCUUCAGAUUCCCAACCGAUUCAGAUUAUUCGCGUUGGUGAAGAUAUUAAUAGCCGACCGAACAAACCAACUAAUCCAGACGCUGCAAAAAUAGAAUCAUCUGCACUAAGUGGGAUUGUCCAACUCAAAUCUACAAUUAAACAGCUUGAAAAUGAAGAGAAAAGAUUGGAAACUGUUAUAGAACAACGUCGAAGUCAUAUCAAGUCCUUAUUGCUAGAUAAGAGGAAUUCAGAAGCAAAAUCUCUAUUACGUCGGACGAAGGUGUUAGAGAAAUCUCUAGAACAAAAGCAAUUACAACUUAAUAAUCUGGAAACAAUGUUGAUUGAUAUAGAAUCUGCAACAGAAAACAGGAAUAUUGUACUUGUUCUAAAUAGCGUUAAUGAAGCUCUCAGACAAGCUGUAGGAGGAUCUAAUGCUUUGAGUAAAGCAGAAGGUGUAAUGAAUGACGUAAUGGAUAGAAUUCAAGAAAGUCAAGAGAUCUCAGAUGUUGUUUCCAGUUUUGGACGUACCUCUAUUGGAUUGGAAGAUAUGAGCGAUUUGGAACAAGAACUUGACAAUUUCCUUGUUGAACCGAAGAAACCAUCACCGGGAAAAACACAACCGAGCUUUGGUGAUUUAGAAGCUGAACUUGCUGCUCUUAAGUUAGUAACAGAUGAGGUAGCAUCAUUAACUGAUCAAAAUUCAUCAUCUAAACAAAACCGUAUCAUGAUUGAUAAGUGAGGGAUUUACUGAGAUGUGACCAUCGUUUCGAUUCUAUGUUAUUUCAACGUGUCUUAUCUACACUCCUGAGCUUUCAUAUAAAAAUUCUAGUAUAAAACGUGAGGAGAAUAUGCGGAAUAUUUUGUAUUGAUUCAGAAAUCCAUCAUACAUAUAUAUAACUAAAUAUUUUCCAGAUUGUUUUUCUUUUGUCUUUGUAAAUUAUAACAUUUUACAACAUACUUUUUUUAUUCCAAUAACUAUAAUAACUAUCGAUAUUACUUUAAACUAUAUUCUCUUCACUGGAUUACAGUGUCUCUUAUCUGACAUCGUAACAAACAUUAGAAACAAUAACUGUCAUUUCCAUACUCUUAGUAGUCAACACUUGUCUGCUUAUGCUAUUUUUAUUCUAAGGAUAAGCAUAUUUCUAACUAAAGUAUAGUAAAGCAAAGAAGUAAGUGUCUUUUGCUUGUUUUGUUUUAAUAGAUCAAUUGGUGUUUGUUCGAAUCGCACACUUUAUUUCUUUUGGUGGAAGUUUACAUUCAUGGAAUAUGUCUACCUUUUUUAGGUCAAGAUUUUGAAUCUCAACUACAUUUAAUAAGCUCAUUUUAGAUACUAACAAUUGCAUUAUUCAAUAAUGUAUGCUUGGCAAAGUAAGGGAUCCUGUGUAUAAAAUAUUUCAAUUAUUCCCUCUG